CCAGCAACCUCGGGGUUCUUCUGCUCUGGACUACUCGUCGACGUGGCCAACGUCAACCACGCCAGCAUGCCUGCACCAUCCGGCGACCUUGAACGUCUAUCCAUCCUGGGAUGGAGCCAGAUACGCAUUCCUACACCAAAGGAGCGCGACUAUAUCCAGAAUCUUAUAUCCCAAGACGAACGCACGACGCGCUCCUGA
Serendipita indica DSM 11827 is the source of this 198-nucleotide messenger RNA. The record is from the annotation of a GenBank genome assembly. NCBI's taxonomy places the organism in Eukaryota, Fungi, Basidiomycota, Agaricomycetes, Sebacinales, Serendipitaceae.